Brenthis ino (lesser marbled fritillary) is the source of this 393-nucleotide messenger RNA. Lineage: Eukaryota; Metazoa; Arthropoda; Insecta; Lepidoptera; Nymphalidae. The record is from the annotation of a GenBank genome assembly.
AUGUCCCGCGCCCUAGUGCUCGCGCUACUCGCCGCGCUCGCCGCGUGUGUAGAAGAGGACUGCAUAGACUGGGAGGGCAAGUCAGUGCCGCACGGCCUCCUGUACGUGCCGGGCCCGGGCGUGUGCUCCAUUUGCGUCUGCUACCACUCGGAGCCCAUGUGGUGUAAAGCUAUAUACUGUGAUCCGCCUUAUUUCUGCAAAAACUUCCGCGUCGGGGAACGAUGCUGUGAAUUCGAAUGCCUCGACCCGCCCGGGGAAGACACUAGAUACCGGGAAAGACAACGUCUGCGAGCCCUGAUCCUCGCUGGAAACUCCUCCGCUCCACACACCAGACCAUCGUUGAAAAUUAAAGCGGGCAUCUCUUUACUCGCCGUAGCAGUUGCAAGAUUUGUU